Messenger RNA from Microthlaspi erraticum, 393 nucleotides. NCBI's taxonomy places the organism in Eukaryota, Viridiplantae, Streptophyta, Magnoliopsida, Brassicales, Brassicaceae. The record is from the annotation of a GenBank genome assembly.
AUGGUGGAUCUCGAAAGAAAAGUUUGUUGCAUGUGUGGUGAUGUGGGCUUCUUCGACAAGCUCUUCCAUUGUAGCAAGUGCCUUAACCGCUUUCAACACUCGUACUGUAGUAGCUAUUACAAGGAGCAAGCUGAUCCAAUCAAGAUCUGCGAUUGGUGUCAGUGCGAAGCAAAGAAUCGAAGCGGAGCGAAGCACGGUGUUAACGGUGGAUCGUCUAAGCGAUCGUACCGGUCGGAGUAUUCUUCAUCUCAUCAAAUCAAGCAGCAAGAGACUAACCAAGUCACAGCUACGAGUAGUAGUAUUCCUCCAGCAGCCGACAAGGGUAAAACCGGCGUACCUUCUCCUCGACCGGCCACUCGCAGGUACAAGCUUCUCAAGGAUGUCAUGUGUUAG